Messenger RNA from Panonychus citri (citrus red mite), 918 nucleotides. It is a transcript of the gene EMC4, whose product is annotated as ER membrane protein complex subunit 4-like. Gene Ontology annotation, biological process: protein folding in endoplasmic reticulum. Lineage: Eukaryota; Metazoa; Arthropoda; Arachnida; Trombidiformes; Tetranychidae. Gene Ontology annotation, cellular component: EMC complex. The coding region runs from base 107 to 655 and encodes 182 amino acids. The record is from RefSeq and is a predicted model, not a curated record. The transcript is spliced from 4 exons.
UAGACUUUUUUCAUUUUCGUGUUUACAUUUUGAUUCUCAAAUUCUGCUACUGUUUUUGAUUAAUUUUCGCAAUUAUCUAUUGUUUAAUUGUUCUUUUUUUCUAAUCAUGUCAUCAGUUAGUAGUAAUCCACAAGUUCGACACGGUACUAAUGGUCAAACUAGUGUAAAGAGACACAAAUUUGCUCUUAAUUUUAAUUCCAGGGUUAAAAAUGAAAAAAAUGAAUUAGGAUCACCUCCUGGUUUUGUUUCUAAUGUCUUAUUUAAUGUUCCAGUUGUUGAACAAAGUGAUGGCGCUCUCAUUGUCAAGAAAUCAUGGGAUAUUGCUUUAGGUCCUGUUAGACAACUUCCCAUGAAUCUUUUCAUCAUGUACAUGGCCGGUAAUUCAAUCUCAAUUUUUCCUAUUAUGAUGGUCGGUAUGCUUUUCCUUAAGCCAGUCAAAGCGCUUUUACAAAUUAAUACAACAUUCAAACUCAUCGAGGGAAAUCAGUCAAUUUUACAAAAAUUCAUCUAUUUAUUGGGAAACAUUUUAUGUCUUGCGUUGGCUCUUUACAAAUGUCAAUCAAUGGGAUUACUUCCUAUUCAUCCAUCUGAUUGGCUUGAUUUCGUGGAACCUCAACCAAGAAUUGAAUUUUCCGGCGGAACACUUUCUCAUUAGACAAAAAUAACCAACAAAAAAUUACCUAAUCAACGAGCCAACAAUCAAGCUAUGGUUUGUUUUACUUUACCCUGUUAACGUUGUCUAAUUUAAUCACUUCUGUUCGAGUUUUUUUUUCCAACUGUAAUCAAUUGAAAAUCACUGAAAAUGUUUCCUUUUUUUUCUUACAAUUUUCCAUCUGAAACAAUUAAACAAUUUCUUUGAUUUGAUUAUAUUUUCACAAUUGAAUCUCGAUUAAAUAUCUUUGUAUGACUAAAAAUUAA